AUGCCUCCGUCGCCGUUUUUCGAACACGUUCAAGGAAGCCAGCCUCCGCCAGUCACUUCACAUGUCCAUCGGAGCCGAGAGUUCGUAUCCAGAUCUCCAAACACCUUUGGCGGCAGUGAUCUUCCCAUCACAGCAGCUUUCGUGGGACUGCCGAUGGGUGGGAAGGUCGGAGUUAAGAAAUCGAUACGACAACCUACCGUGCCAAAGGGCCAGGUCAUCUACACUGACCCAGUCGAAUUCAAUGUCGACCUCAGUCCAUCAUCACCGUCGAUUGGUACUCUCAAGCUGGCCAGCCUGGGAGCAGUAUCACCGGCCGUCCAGACCGCCACACCACGUAUUGGAUGCAGCAGGGCCACCACGAGAAUGCGUCUACUGUCACAGGCGCGAACACGAAGCACUUAUAACCCAGAAAGAAGGGAUUGCCGACUUCGCCGUUUGCAAUCAAGCAGCAGGCGGCAGCACGGCGCUCACCGGCGGUCUUGGUCCCCCUCGACACAGCGCUAUAAGCGAGAUCUCCUAGCUACGGCCGGCUCGGGCACGCAGACGCGCGCCAGCAACAGUCUGACCAUGGCCUUCGAGCCUGUUGCCACCGAUGCCAAGAAACAGGCAUUACAGUCUUCGGAGCCACCACCACACUCUCAGUCCUGCACGGGACCAGGCAAGGCAGACGUUCAAUAA
Molecule: messenger RNA, 678 nt
Organism: Anthostomella pinea
Lineage: Eukaryota; Fungi; Ascomycota; Sordariomycetes; Xylariales; Xylariaceae
Source: the annotation of a GenBank genome assembly